Molecule: messenger RNA, 1941 nt
Organism: Helianthus annuus (common sunflower)
Lineage: Eukaryota; Viridiplantae; Streptophyta; Magnoliopsida; Asterales; Asteraceae
Exons: 4
Coding region: 1-1941 (646 amino acids)
Source: RefSeq, a predicted model, not a curated record
AUGGCGCGAGAUUGUUUUCAAAGAAAUCCUCGUGAGAAUCUAAAGAUACGCCUUAUUGCAAAAAGGAAUCAAGAUGGUAGGACAUAUAACUUGCCAACUGCUUCUGAAGUUGCUGCUUUAAUAGUUGGAGAUAUUGACACUUUGUUUGAACCUAGAGAUAUUAUUGUGAAGAGUAAACAAGGUUAUCUCGAGCGUAUUAGUGAACUACAUCCUUCUUAUUUAGCUCUUCAAUAUCCCCUACUUUUUGUGUACGUUGAUGAUGGUUAUAGAAUUGAUAUCCUUCAUCGUGAUGUUUCUACUUCAACCACCAGUGAUGUUUCUACUUCAACCACCAGUAAAAGACAUACGUGCACAAUGAGAGAAUACUUUUGCUAUAGAAUCCAAGACAGAUUGAAUACGUUUUCUUUGGUUCUUAAUUCCAGAAGGCUUUUUCAACAAUUUUUGGUUGAUGUGUAUACUAUGAUUAAAAGCGAAAGGCUCUUAUACAUACGUACUCAACAAAAGAAAUUAAGAUGCGAGACUUUUGAGAAUUUAUGUUUCGUUAAAAAACAAGGCAAAGGUGAUGUCUCCAAAAUCGGUCAGCGUGUUAUAUUACCUUCGUCUUUUACUGGUAGUGAACGGUACAUGUUUCAAAAUUAUUUAGAUGCCAUGUCCCUUUGUAAAUGGUAUGGAUAUCCUGAUUUUUUCAUAACAAUCACAUGUAACCCAAAAUGGCCUGAAGUGAAGAGGUUUCAUAAGGACAUGACUCUUAACCCGGAAGAUAGGCCUGAUAUUUUAUGUAGGUUAUUUAAAAUCAAGUUGGAUUCCAUCAUUAAAGACUUAAGGGAUAAUGCAAUUCUGGGAAAGGUUCAAGCAGUUGUAUAUACGGUGGAGUUUCAAAAGCGCGGCUUGCCUCAUGCUCAUUUGUGCUUAUUUAUGCAUGCCGACCACAAACUUCCAACCGUUGAUUAUAUCGAUCCAUUCAUUUCUACCGAAAAAGAACCAGAGUUAUAUUUUCUUGUAAGUGAGUUCAUGAUUCAUGGUCCUUGUGGUGUUGAAAAUAUGAAUUGUCCCUGCAUGAUUGACGGAAAGUGUUCAAAAAAAUUUCCCAAAAAAAUCCGUGAAUCUACAUGCAUAGAAGGUGAUGGUUUUCCCGUUUAUAGAAGGCGUAACAAUGGUGUUUUUAUUGAGAAGUCAGAUGUCAAGAAUCCUUCUGUCAUUAGGCUUCCUUUUCAUCUUCCAGGACAACAACAUGUUAUCUAUGAAGAAUUUGAAGAAAUAGAAGAUGUGUUAGAUAAACCGUCAGUGAAUGCUUCAAUGUUUUUACAGUGGUUUCUUUGUAAUCAAAAAUACCCAGCCGCACGUCAACUUACUUAUGUCGAAUUCCCAACACAAUUUGUCUGGAAGAGCAACAAACGUAAGUUGAAACCAAGGAAAAGAGGGUUUUCAAUUGGCAGAAUUCAUUCAGUUUCUCUUUCAGUCGGUGAAGCUUAUUAUUUGAGGAUUUUGUUGAACAAGGUGAAAGGUCCAAGAAAUUUUGAGGAUAUUAGAACCGUAAAUGAUGUUGAGUAUCCUACUUUUAGAGAUGCAUGUUAUGCAUAUGGCCUUUUGGAUGAUGACAAUGAAUAUGUUGAAGCAAUUGUAGAAGCAAGUUUCACCGGAUCGGGUUAUUAUAUAAGAAGUUUGUUUUGUACAAUGUUAAUGUCCGAGAGUAUGUAUAGACCUGAAUUUGUGUGGGAAAAAACUUUCACUUACUUGUCAGAUGACAUUCUCUACAAGCAACGUCGUAUUUUAAAACAUCCAGGUUUAGUACUUAACGAAGAUCAAAUUAAGAACCUAACAUUGUUUGAGAUCCAAAAGUUUUUACUUCGAAAUAAUUCGACUCUUAAAAGGUAUUCCAGUAUGCCUUUUCCUAAUCAUGAUUGUAUAUCUUCCGCAAACAAUCUUUUACUUAGUGAAUAG